Molecule: messenger RNA, 888 nt
Organism: Lipotes vexillifer (Yangtze River dolphin)
Lineage: Eukaryota; Metazoa; Chordata; Mammalia; Artiodactyla; Lipotidae
Gene: NIFK
Product: nucleolar protein interacting with the FHA domain of MKI67
Exons: 7
Coding region: 1-888 (295 amino acids)
Molecular function (GO): RNA binding
Source: RefSeq, a predicted model, not a curated record
AUGGCGGCCUUCACUGGCCCGGCCAAGCCGCUCCUGUCCCUGAACCCGCAGGAGGAUACCAAGUUUAAGAAGGAGGUGGCACAGGUUCGCCGGCGCGCAAGCAAGCUACAGGAGAAACAAAAACUGACUCCUGGAGUGAUCUAUGUGGGCCACUUACCUCCGUCGCUUUAUGAAACCCAGAUCCGAGCAUAUUUCUCCCAGUUUGGCACUGUUACAAGAUUCAGACUGUCCAGGAGUACCAAGACUGGAAAUAGCAAAGGCUAUGGCUUUGUGGAGUUUGAAUCUGAAGAUGUUGCCAAAAUAGCUGCUGAAACGAUGAACAACUACCUUUUUGGCGAAAGACUCUUGAAGUGUCAUUUUAUACCACCUGAAAAAGUACAUGAAAAACUUUUUAGGGAGUGGCAUAUGCCAUUUAAAAGGCCAUCAUAUCCAGCAGUGAAACGGUAUAAUCAGAAUCGGACACUUCUUCAAAAGCUACGGAUGGAAGAACGAUUUAAAAAGAAGGAAAAAUCACUCAGGAAGAGAUUGGCUAAGAAAGGAAUUGAUUAUGACUUCCCUUCACUGGUCUUACAUAAAAAUGAAGAAAAUGCUUCAAACACUGGUCCUCGAAAUUCCAGAAAACACCAGGCUUUACGUAAGAAGAAGAAAAAAGCGGCUUUGGUCACUCCCAACACUCCUGAGAAGACUGUGGAUAGCCAGGACCCCACGCCGGUUUGUACACCAACAUUUUUGGAGAAACGAAAAUCUGAAGUGGCUAAAAUGAAUGAUGAUGAUAAAGAUAAUGAGAUAGUUUUCAAACAGCCCAUAUCUGGUGUAAAAGAAGAAACAAAAGACACUCAGACGCCUACAAGUUCAAGGAAGAAAAGACGAAAAAAAAGCACCCAGUAA